Messenger RNA from Thyridium curvatum, 768 nucleotides. RefSeq lists its product as uncharacterized. Gene Ontology annotation, biological process: ubiquitin-dependent protein catabolic process; protein deubiquitination. NCBI's taxonomy places the organism in Eukaryota, Fungi, Ascomycota, Sordariomycetes, Thyridiales, Thyridiaceae. The transcript has a single exon. Gene Ontology annotation, cellular component: cytoplasm. The record is from RefSeq and is a predicted model, not a curated record. Gene Ontology annotation, molecular function: cysteine-type deubiquitinase activity. Bases 1 to 768 code for a protein of 255 amino acids.
AUGCCCGCGCCAGGCGUCCACAUCCUCCCCUCGGGCCGCAAGUCCUUCAUCCCGCUCGAGAACAACCCGGCCGUGUUCACCUCGCUCAUCCACGACCUCGGCGCCUCGAAGGCCCUCUCCUUCCACGACAUCUACAGCCUCGAUGACGCGGACCUGCUGGCGCUCGUGCCCCGCCCCGUCCCGGCCCUCAUCUUCAUCACGCCCGCGGGGCCCUACGACGCCGUCCGCGCCGCCGACGGCACCCGCGUCGUGGGCGACGGCGGCGAGGGGCUGACGUACGACCCCGGCGCCGGCGAGCCCGUGACGUGGUACCUGCAGACCAUCGACAACGCGUGCGGCCUCAUGGCCCUGCUGCACUGCCUGUCCAACGGCGCGCCGCGGCGGCACGUCAUCCCCGGGUCCGCCGUGGGCCGCUUCAUCGAGCGCGCCGCGCCGCUAGGCCCGCUGGACAGGGCACGGCUCCUCAACGACGACGAGGAGAUCGAGGCGGCGCACAUGCGGGCCGCGCGGGGCGGGGACUCGGCGGUGCCGCCGUCCGAGGUGCACGCGCCGCUGCACUUUAUCGCCUUUGUGCAGGGCGACGACGGGCACCUCUGGGAGCUUGAGGGAGGAUCGGAUGGGCCCAUUGACCGCGGGGUGAUGGCCGAAGGGGAGGAUAUGCUGAGCGAAGGGGUGCUGGAUAGGGGUAUCAGGAGGUUUCUGAGGGCGGAGGGGGAGGAUGUCCAGUUCAGUAUUGUUGGGCUGUCGUUGGAGGAGGAUGCUGUGUAA